AUGGGUGACGGCUUUAACAUCCGCAUCAACAUGCCCACAACACUAACGUGGUCUUUAGGGAGUAGAAUCCCUCUGUCGCCGCCAAUGUGCCAGGAUGCCUUCCUUAUCUUGCAGACGCCACCGCCGAUACCUUGCACGGUCUGUUGUCUGGUUUGA
Molecule: messenger RNA, 156 nt
Organism: Parathielavia appendiculata
Lineage: Eukaryota; Fungi; Ascomycota; Sordariomycetes; Sordariales; Chaetomiaceae
Exons: 1
Coding region: 1-156 (51 amino acids)
Source: RefSeq, a predicted model, not a curated record